Molecule: messenger RNA, 1128 nt
Organism: Bipolaris maydis ATCC 48331
Lineage: Eukaryota; Fungi; Ascomycota; Dothideomycetes; Pleosporales; Pleosporaceae
Source: RefSeq, a predicted model, not a curated record
AUGUCAUCAGCGCAAGUAGAACUUCCAUCACGACCAGAACAGGCCCGCAUUAAGCAUUCAGAAACGAUCGCCGCGGGAGCAACAGGGUUCCAGCCUGUUGUAGACAAUGAACUGAAGAAAGCUAAGAAAAGAAAACGGCAGCAGACUAUGCACGAAGCUUCACAGAAGCCGUCCCAGUUGCCCGGAGACCCUAUCUUCACUUACUUUCAAGAGGAAGCUGAGAAGAAGGACGGUGCGAGCUGCGUGUUCUUGCUAUGGGGUUCUGAAAACUCGGAAAUUUUCAAUACCUGGGCUGUGGACGUCCCAAAUAUCGACGAUGACAAUGAGUAUGAAUUUUCAAAACUUGGCCUAUCACGAGUUUUCCAUGUAUUCCAAAGAUUCAAAAGACUCAAGCCCGUUACUUUCCGAUUGAUCUGCCGUGACUCAAAAAGGUUCUUAGCCUUCGUUCAACCUAUAGACCUAGAGAACUUGCACAAGAGAUACUCUAGGAAACUAGAAGAAGCUCAGAAAUCUGUCGAAUUGAUAGCAGAUUUCACUGUGCCCUAUGAUCCUCCAGAUUGCUGCUAUCGCGACAGCUCUGGAAAAUACAAUCACAUGAACUCCGACUGUCCAGCCAACAUUUCAUGGGACUUUUAUGGAAUAACUUGUCCUUUCAGAAAAAGGGAUUGGUGCAAUGAUCAGAUACGUUGGAUUGAAACUGCGACUUUCCUUUCUUGUUACUUCAGAAAUCCAGCGGGUGCAAGGUUUCAAAGCAUGCUCAAUGGUUUCGAUAACUGUUGCUUUAUCCAUCGCUAUAGGGAAAUCAAUCCCCCAUCGAACACGUUUAAGUUUCAGAACAGAUAUCUGGAACUAGAUGGCUUGUACGUUGAGACUGCAUGGUGUCCGGUAAAAUCUCUCAUUGCAUUUCUGAGUACCCUCUUCUCUUCUGUAAUCAUCGGAGGAAUCUUUUUCUGGGGCAGUUGGGAGAUAAUAUUCGGCGCUGGAAGCUUCAUCCUCGCUUUGCUGAUGUUGGUAUUGACAGUCCUUAGUCGCUAUGAUGUCUAAUAGAUAGAAAAAGCGACCAAAGUACUAGUGAAGGACUUUAUGCUCUCAACGCAUUCCUGUAGCAAUACGAUAAUGUCUAUCCUC